AUGCAGGGAUUUGGUGCCAAAAGAUACGAUUUACCGGCACCUUAUGGGCUGAGGCCGAAAAAGGGAAGAGUGCACCUCCGGAAGAUGAAAAAAUUGGGCAAGAACUACUUCACAACACCACAAAGAAAGCUAAUUGGCUACAUUAUACUUCUAGUGCUCACGGGAUCGCUUAUAUUUCAGAUUGUGCCCAUUUUCAAGCCUGAUACUGCAGUUGUUUCAUAUGAACUUGACACAGAUGACGUUGGUGGAAUUGCAGAUGCCGCCGUGCAAGUGGACAAUUCACAGAAAGCUGAUAUUGUGGGGAAUGAGCAGGGAGAAAGCUCGCAUAACGAUGAUGAAGAUAACGAUGAUCUUGUCAAUAAUCUAGAUGCGAAAAUGAGGAGGUUGGAAAAGGAAAGGAGAAAGCUCAACAAGAGACCAAACGCUUUUAAAGGAGAGGCCGCAAAGAGAAAGAAGAGAGUUGUCAAUCUCGACCGGAUAAAGGUGGAUGAAGAUGAGCUAAGAAGGCGUCAAGAUUAA
Brettanomyces bruxellensis is the source of this 519-nucleotide messenger RNA. RefSeq lists its product as uncharacterized. Lineage: Eukaryota; Fungi; Ascomycota; Pichiomycetes; Pichiales; Pichiaceae. The record is from RefSeq and is a predicted model, not a curated record. Bases 1 to 519 code for a protein of 172 amino acids. The transcript has a single exon.